This is a messenger RNA of Spizellomyces punctatus DAOM BR117, 2340 nucleotides long. RefSeq lists its product as uncharacterized. Gene Ontology annotation, molecular function: ATP binding; AMP kinase activity. The coding region runs from base 53 to 2221 and encodes 722 amino acids. NCBI's taxonomy places the organism in Eukaryota, Fungi, Chytridiomycota, Chytridiomycetes, Spizellomycetales, Spizellomycetaceae. Gene Ontology annotation, biological process: nucleobase-containing compound metabolic process. The transcript is spliced from 14 exons. Gene Ontology annotation, cellular component: cytoplasm. The record is from RefSeq and is a predicted model, not a curated record.
CGUCGAAAUUGCAAACGACAAGACGGUCGUCUUAUCAUCCAAGCAUCUCAGAAUGAAGGUCUUUGUGUCCAAUGUUGAUGGUCCUUUGGGACACAACGUCUCUCGGCUCCUUGCUACGACCGUUGUCGGUUCGCGCCGGGAAGAGGAACCCGAAGAAGAGGAAACCGACGAAAAUGAAGACAGGCCAAAGGAGGAGAAACCAAAGGAGAUCUACACAGUAGUGGGAACAAUGACUAGGCGAAAUGGAACGGCACCGGAGGAAACCGAUGAUUCGUUAGCCCAUCAACUGGUCCCGAUCGUGGAAACCGGUGAUAAGAAGCGAGAUGCCGUGCAAAAAGAGGCAAUAGAAAAGUUUGCGAUUGCUGGACAGAAACCAAAAUGGGUUACAGAAACUGUUCCGCGUGGAGACAGAACUCUGCUGAAAGAAACUCUUCUGUCCUGUGACGUGAUCAUUUACGACAUCAUCUCAUGCUUGGAUGAAGCUUCUUGGGCAAUUGAAAUGCUGGCGGAAGAGGCAGACAAUUUUGCGGAGAAGCCCAAGGUUUUCAUAGGAGUAACUAGCGUUAUGACCUGGGCACGGACGAAAGUAGACGCAGAGGACCCUGACGCUUUCCUCGCUGAAGACGAUUACCGACGACGGAAACCUCACCCAAACUUCAAGUCCCACAUUCUGGUGGAGAAGAAUAUUGUAAAACAUGGGAAAAAGAGCGCCCUGAAAACAUACGUAAUCGCCGCCGGCCUAGUAUACCACCCUGGUGACAGCAUCUUCCAUUUCCUGUUCAAGUCUGCCUGGCACAAUCAGGAUCUAGUGUGCUAUGGAGAUGGUGAUAAUGUCAUACCAACUAUAUCACUCGACGACCUGUCAAAUAUUAUCGUCGAGACAGUGGAAACUACUCCCGCAUCCAAGUAUAUGCUAGCUAUUGACGACUCAAAAAAUACUCUCUACGAGAUCACAAAGGCGGUUAGUGAUACCCUCGGCACCGGCAAAGUCAAAAAGCUUCCAAAAGAGGCGGCGCUAUUAAAUAAGGAUUUGCCGCAAAGCGAUUACGAUAUGCUGCUGGUCAAUUUACGGCUAGAUCCUGGGCAUAUUAAGGAGAUGUCUUUCGAAUGGAAAUACGAGAGCGGACUGGUCGAAAACCUCACGCAGUUCAUCCAAGAAUACAAAUAUGCGCGGGGACUUACUCCUCUGCGGAUCGUCGUUCAUGGUCCGCCAGCAUCAGGAAAGACUUUCUACGCCAACAAAAUAGCGCAACAUUACGAGAUCCACAUCAUUAAUGUCGAGAAAGUGGUUGAGGAGGCAAUCGCACGAUUAGAACGACGAGCUUCCGGACGUCUUACUCCCGACGAAGCUGAUGACGAUAUUGAUGCUGAUAAAGAGCUCUUCGAAGAGCUGAAAGAAGCUGCCCGAGCAAAUAAUGGGCGGUACCCGGAAGAGCACGUCGUAAAUUUUGUACGAGAGAAACUGCGUUCUAUGCCAUGUCGGAAUCAAGGGUACAUAUUGGAUGGGUACCCGACUUCAUUGGAUGAAGCAAGGGAACUAUUCAAGGCUGCCGACGAUGACGAUGCGAAGGAGGAAAGCAAAAUUCCAAAGAUAGAUGAGCUCAUCGGACCAGACAAGGUUAUCUCCUUGGACGCUUCCGAUGAUGUUAUCAAGGACCGCAUCAUGAACCUACCAGAGUCGGCAGUUGCAGGGACAAAAAAUUCUGAAGACGCAUUGACACGCAGACUAGAAGAAUUCCGUGCGAGCAACACUGACGAGAAUACUGUGCUAAAUUUCUUUGAUGAGCUAGAAAUUCAUCCCAUAAUUAUUUCGGUGGAGGCGAAUGAUGCGGAUGCCGUGAUGAGUAUUGUCACGAAAACCAUAGGGCGACCGCACAACUAUGGCCCUUCGCCGGAGCAAAUUGCGGAGAAGAAGCGAUUGGCUGAGGAAGCAAAGGCCAGAGAAAUAGCAGCUGCGGAAGAGGAACGACUAAAGAGGGAAAAGGAGGAGGCUGAAAGACAGAGCAAAGCUGUAGCCGAAUGGAAUUUAAAGCUCGAGGAAGUUCGCAAGCAAGAACAAGAAGUUCUCGAGGCCCAGUCUGUACCACUCCGCAACUACCUCAUGAAAUAUGUUAUGCCGACAUUAACAUCAGGGCUAAUUGAAGUGUGCAAAGUGCGACCUGAGGAUCCCAUUGACUACCUCGCAGAGUUCCUUUUCAAGCACAACCCUGGAAAUGCGUGAAAAGCAUGCAAAUGUCUUUUGUAGAAUUGUCUGUAAAACACUAUUGUUGAUAUCCUUGAUAAUUCAAUUGGCCUGGUUGCUAGCGUAAGCGUGGCUUGGAUUGCCAUGGCAAUAACACA